ACAUAUUUAUCGUACUCUCAAUACAGUUUAUGGCAUUGUACGUAGAACUGACCAUGUAUAGACAUAUAACAUAAUCACCUGUCUGAUCAUGUGAUAUUUGAAAACAUUUUUCCACCAAACUACCAACAAGAAAUCUUCUCUUUUUUGUUUGUUUGUUUGUUUCACGGAACGCGAAAAGCGUAACUUUCACUUUUUGUUUUGUGCUCAGACUUGUUACAAUCUCGUUGUGCAAUACUGACGUGUAUUACAUUCCGAUGCAAUAUGGCGCUGAUAGAGGUUUCAGAUUUCUACUACCCUGUGGGGAACACGCCACCUAAAGAUCUGACACUCGGUUGCCAGGUUCCCGAUGACGUCAGUAUCCUGUUACUAGGUUGUGGAGACAUACGUAAUAUUCUGUACACAAUUCACACGUUCUACACCAAUGACAUUUACCCAAAGGAGCCAAUCAAAUUCCACCUCAAUGAUCAUCAUUCUGGUAUUUUACCGCGCGCAGCUAUACUGCUGUACCUUGUUGGUAGCAUUGAUCCUACCAACGAGGAUGACUUGAAGUUUCUUUGGUCUGUUUGGUACGACUGUUAUCUCACGAGAGAACAUGGCAAGAGACUCCAUGAAAUGUUCAGUCGAGAUAUAUUUUCAGAUUCUUCUGUGAUAGCUGGAGAUGGUCAAACCUUAUAUAGAACGGCAGCAACCCUUCGCUUUUGGACGAAACAAGAUCUUAGUGUAGCUCAGUUGAUGGAAAAGAGACGCGACUACCUGCAAAGACGUUACGAGAAAAAGAUCAAAUUUCCAGAAUAUUCAAUCAAAAGACUGCUGAGAAGAUUUAUUGGACAGUAUCCCAGUUUUGCAGAUAACAAGACAUAUCUGGAGUCGUGCUCUCGGGAGAUAACAGAUUUUGUUAAGAUGGGCGUCACAAGAAUAAAUCUGAGAGGAAAAACGAAAAAUGAGAUUAUGAGGACGUGCGUGGUGAAUCCGACGUUUCUGAAGCCUAAUAAUCGCUGGAUAAUAGAAGAAAACAGCACGAUAUUCCUCGCCUUCGAUUGCGACAUGGCACGAUAUGAUGGCAAAGAAAACGACGUAGCUUCACUGUGUUUUCGACAGUUGGCUGUCUGGGUUAGCAGCUAUCAACACUACGUCAAAAGAACUUGUAGUCCACAGUACACAUUGUGGUUUGGUGAUGCAUUACCGGUUUUGGACCAUGAUCUUCCCGCAGGGAUGCAAUUUGACUUCAUCGACUCGUCAAACAUCUGUGAUACGACCGGUCUGUCUCGUGUUCUUGUGCACAGUCAACCACGACUCAAAAGGGAUAAUGGUAUCUUGACGACGGAGAUGUUUCACUUCUUUGUAGCAUAUACGAAAAUUACAGAAGUCUUUGAGAAAUGUAUUGGCUGUUCGCCUUCUUUGCUUCCAACCAUAUUUGGACUUCAUUUUGCUGUUGACCUGGAUAUUGGAACUGAAAAACUUAUGCCAAGUGGUGACUUUGUUGGCGUAAACAUCAUAACGUUUCAUUGGAAAGUUGCACGAGAUCCGUCUACGUUAAACAUCAAAGAUGGAAAAGCUGGUGUUGGAAUCGACACCAUCAAACGAAUGUUUACAGUUCCAGACACAUAUCCUCUUGACGCCUCUGCAGAUGUUGUGUGUUCUCUCAACAAACAGGACAACGAUCUAAGAGGGAAGAUCAUCACACGGUUGAUGUCUAUCUGUGACGAGCAAUCUUACAGCUAUUUGCUGGAUGUGAUUCGCCAGCCUGAUUUCGCCAAGAUGCUUGACUCAGAUAUUGAACACUACAUCAGCCGACCAUCAGAAAAGCAACAAAAUGAGGUUGUGGUGACUGUUGUGAAAGAAUUCAAAGAAAGUUAUCACGUGGUUUUUAAGAUGGAUUCAAAACUUUGUUUUGGGAAGUUCAGCAUGAACUACACAGAUGACAGCAGAAAAGACAGCGUGUGCUUCACUUUCAGCGACGCAAGCACAACACUUAAACAUAGAUGCCAACUUUCUUGUGCAAUCCUGUUGUCAUCUUCGAAAAUCGAGGUCUCAAGGAAGGCUGGCGAAGUGACCUGUGACCUGUUGAAAGACUUGACCUUGACCUCAGGUGAACUGGUUCUUCCUCUACGACCACUGUUCUCUGACGUCACAAAGGUUCCUGACUACGAGAAGUCAGACGAGAAUGACCGAGAGCUGUAUGAGAUCAAUCUCCACCGAGUUUACCCACGGAGUAACAGAUCUCUACACGACAUCCACAAAAUGUCAGGCUGGAAUAUUUUGAAGGAAUUACUUUUCUGCACAUAUGUUGAAUUUAAUUCAACUCCACAAAUCAGGACAAUACAUUUGACGUACGGAGACUGCUCAAAGGAGCUGAAGAAUUUCAAUAUGAUGUUCACCGUGGAUUCCUUCAAAAUAGUCGAGAAUCUGCCCACCCUGGUUGUGAGGUGGGUCGACUUUGACGAAGUUAGGAAGAACGUGCAGGAGAACAAAACAACAGAAGCAGACGUGAUGGCGGCCAUUAAAAAGUCACGUGAUCUUCCUCGUGUUUACAAUCUGGGAAAACUGGCAAAGCUUCACGAUGGUUUUGUACUCCUGAAGAAAAUAAUUGCUCUGAACACGAGACGAUCAAACCAGGUGGAGACGACAGACGUGGCUCUACCUUGGCAGAAUUCGUUCAUCCGACCAAGAUAUCCUUUCAUACCUUUUUCAUAUCAUCUAUAUUUUGCAAACAUGCAUGAGCGUAUGGAUGCAGAAACAAGUGCAGAAUACUUCAUUGAUCCUAUUGAAUUCUAUCUCAAGUUAAUGGAGAUUGCAAGAUCAGGUUUGUCCAGAAUAGAUAAUGUCCGUCAGCUUCAUUUGACGACCAUGGAGGAAAUGAACAAGGUGACACCACCAAUGUGUCAGGGAAAUCGACUGUUAUUUUGUGAUAGCUGUGCCACGGCGAACGUCUCAUGUAAAAGAUGCACGAAGUGUUAUUCCGUGUACUACUGCAGCAGAGAAUGUCAACAGAAAGACUGGCGGGAACACAAGAAAGUCUGCAAGCAGAAGCCAUCGUAAUACGGAGUUGGCAAAACGUGGUUAGCUCCCCUUGCCGCUUGGUAGUGCUCUGCAUAUGUGUAUGUAGCCAUUUCCGGCAAGAGAGUAUGUUAUAUCAUUCAGUAAAUUAUUUGAUAAAAAUAAAGUUUGUCUCUAAACUACACAUAUUUUUCUCAAAGCUUCGUCAGUGUAUGUUGCUGGCAUAAUCAGGAAAAGAUGUAAAACAUUUGAAAUAAUAUUAUCUGGUUAUCUAGUUUAUAUGAUUAGUUAGUAUCUAUGUAUUUAAUUGUAUGUAAAAAAACAAAGUAUUAGUUGUUAGUAUCUGGUGUAUAAUUCUGUACUGAAAAUUUAUGAUAUUGGUUGAUAAAUAUAAAAAUAUCACUGAGAUAAUAGAUUUUAGUUGCAUCCGGGAAAGGCAUGGUCAUUUGAACUAGUUAAUUAACAAAUGUUUGACAUCCAGUAGCUGAUUAUUAAUUAAUCAAAGGGCUCUAGUGUUGUCGUUAAACAAAAACUUUAACUUUGAUCUAGGUUAGCGUUAACUCGUGAUUAUAUUUAAGGGUGUCUUUAAUGCGUGUAUUUGGUAGAAGUGUACUAGCGAGUCCUUAUGGUGAUUUAAUUCUAACGGUAAUCUAAGGUCACUGUAAUUUUAUUAAAAGUCUCUGCUUUUGUGUGUAUAGGUUGACGGGUUAUUGUUUUGUUUUAAGUUUUCAUUAACCGUGUACUUUGUUUUAAGAAAAGACAACCAGAGGUGUAGCUGCCGUCAAUUUUCAAAACAAAACAAUAAAUACAACAAAAAACACUAUAUAGGCCUAGGCGUUUUAUGCUGUAACCCGCCUGCCAACACAAAAUAUUUUAUAGAAGAUUUGUUUUGUUUUUAGUUUUUUUAAGAAUUUUAUUUCUGAUGUAUUAUGAAUUUUUAAAAAAUUAAAAGAAAAAACCCUUCCAAUCCUAAUUUUUUUGG
Molecule: messenger RNA, 3979 nt
Organism: Gigantopelta aegis
Lineage: Eukaryota; Metazoa; Mollusca; Gastropoda; Neomphalida; Peltospiridae
Exons: 14
Coding region: 262-3039 (925 amino acids)
Biological process (GO): regulation of transcription by RNA polymerase II
Cellular component (GO): nucleus
Molecular function (GO): DNA-binding transcription factor activity, RNA polymerase II-specific
Source: RefSeq, a predicted model, not a curated record